Molecule: messenger RNA, 3962 nt
Organism: Panthera uncia (snow leopard)
Lineage: Eukaryota; Metazoa; Chordata; Mammalia; Carnivora; Felidae
Gene: RND3
Product: Rho family GTPase 3
Exons: 5
Coding region: 302-1036 (244 amino acids)
Biological process (GO): small GTPase-mediated signal transduction
Molecular function (GO): GTPase activity; GTP binding
Source: RefSeq, a predicted model, not a curated record
CAGUUUCCUUCUCUCAUUGAGAAAGAGGAUUGGAAGGCCGGGCGUAUAAAGCCGCGCAGAGAGCGUGAAACAAAGCAGUCGGAUCGGAAUUGGACUUGGGAAGCGCGGUGUGGAGUCAGGCAUAAAACUUGUUGGAGGGGAGUAACGAGCCUGCUCCUCUAGCCCCUCAUCUGCGCUGCGCUUCAGGAGUUCCCACCAGCUUUGCGUUUUAUUUUUAUAUGUUUUUUAUAUAGAGAGAAAUAUAUAUAUUUUUUCCUCUUAAGAGACAAUUCCUGUUCCAAGAGAAAAUAAGGCAAGAUCAAUGAAGGAGAGAAGAGCCAGCCAGAAAUUAUCUAGUAAAUCUAUCAUGGAUCCUAAUCAGAACGUGAAAUGCAAGAUAGUAGUGGUGGGAGACAGUCAGUGUGGGAAAACUGCGCUGCUGCAUGUCUUCGCCAAAGACUGCUUCCCUGAGAAUUACGUCCCUACAGUGUUUGAGAAUUACACGGCCAGUUUUGAAAUCGACACACAAAGAAUAGAAUUGAGCCUGUGGGACACUUCGGGUUCUCCUUACUAUGACAACGUUCGGCCUCUCUCUUACCCAGAUUCAGAUGCCGUGCUGAUUUGCUUUGACAUCAGUAGACCAGAGACUCUGGACAGUGUGCUAAAAAAGUGGAAAGGUGAAAUCCAGGAGUUUUGCCCCAACACCAAAAUGCUGCUGGUUGGCUGCAAAUCUGACCUUCGGACAGAUGUUAGUACAUUAGUAGAGCUCUCGAAUCACAGACAGACACCAGUGUCAUAUGAUCAGGGGGCAAAUAUGGCCAAACAGAUUGGAGCAGCCACUUACAUUGAAUGCUCAGCUUUACAGUCAGAAAAUAGUGUCAGAGACAUUUUUCACGUUGCCACCUUGGCAUGUGUAAACAAGACAAAUAAAAACGUUAAGCGGAACAAAUCACAGAGGGCCACAAAGCGGAUCUCACACAUGCCCAGCAGACCAGAACUCUCUGCAGUUGCUACGGACUUACGAAAAGACAAAGCGAAGAGUUGCACUGUGAUGUGAAUCUCUGUCUCUUUAAUGAGGACAAGGAAGUCUAGUGUAAAAAACACAAACAACAAAACAGAAAGGUGAAGUCUGAAUGAAGCGCACAGCCAAAGUCACGUAUUCUGGAGGCUUAGGAGGUGUUUGGAAAGAUGCUCAUCUUUUUGGAAUCCUGUCCUUAGGUUCGGCAUGUAGAACAGGCAGUUCAGUGAAUACGUUGAAGAGUGUUGAAGUGUGACUUGAAAAAUAUGCCAAAAAAGAGAGAUUCAAAUGGGCUAGAAGUAGAUAAAGAGGAACGAGAGGACCUCCAAGAAGAAGAAUCACGUUCUGAAUGGUGCUUGCGUUUUUGUUUUCUUUGUUACAAUCUCUUCAUGGAUCUCUACUUUGAUUUAAUUUUUAAAUGUUUUAAUCUCCUUUACAAAAAGUAUAUAUUAAUAUACCGUCCUCACUGGGGAACUGGCACUGUGACCUUAGCGUUUAGUUUUCUAGAGGAUGUGAUCUAAUUUCCUCCUAGCUCAUCAUUAAAAUGGAAAUUGUAUCAGGACCCAUGGGAUAUCCAGAGGAAAAGUUUGUAAGGCUUUGAAAUCUUGCCUUCCUGAAGAUAGCUGAGCGAGAUGGUUCUAAAGAAAGGCUUUUGGAGUCUGGCAAGAUAUGCAGACCAGCACUACAAAGAUCAAAUAGAGCAAAUAGAAAAAAGGUGUCCGUUUUUAUGCAGUCUGAUGGUUCUGUUCAUCAUUGUGAUUGUCAUUGAAAAGUGGUAAAUUGCUCAAUGUAAUAUUUUUGUGCGCUGUUUAGAAAAGAGGGUGUGUGAUUUCUUUUGCCAUCAUUGAUGAAAGUGCAAAGUCAAAUGAGAGGUGUCUUGGUUUGACGUCAUAAAAUGAUCCAAGGGGGGAAAAUAUCUAAAAUGUAGGUACUCUUUUCCCCUGAAGAGAUAAUGAAGGAAUAGUAGCAGAAAGCACAGUUUGUGAGUAAAGCUGUCUGGAAUUAAGUUACCAAAAGUACAAAGCAAAAGGCCUAUUAUUUUGGGAUGAAGCUCCAAAGUUGACAGCAUCUGAUAUCUCUUGGUUUAUUUCACUUUCUUUAAAAGAACAUCUCUAAGAGAAGGACCUUCUUACCUAAGCUUUAGAGAAUCCUUAGAAGAAAAGUGUGAUGUCAGUCCUGACACUACACUAGGGCAAUUCCAUAGAGCGAUUGCUUACCCAGAUUCCUCACGUAACCAGAUUCAGCCAAGGCCGGUGUUCAAUACUUGAUUGCUGUUGUUCCGUAAAAUAAUCAGCAUUGAAAAUAGUUUACAGAUAUUUUUUGACCAGUUCCUUUUAGAACUUCUUUCAGAGGAGAAACCAGAUCUGACCUGUUUAUUGUUGGCGCUUGUUGAAAACGAGCUUUCUUUCCAGUGAUAAAGCUUCAUUUUUGAAGUGUUGAAGCUGUGCUCCCAUUAAAUUGUAGCAGAAGAGGAGAUUAAGGUAAUUACAACAUUCAGUCCUUUGUCUUACAAGCACUUUGUUUUGUCUCUGCAAGAAAAUACCAUUCCAGUCAUUUCCCACGAAAUACAGACGUUUUACCAACAUAAUAUGCUUUGAUUGAUGCAGCGUUAUGCUUUGGGCAGUAUUACAAAAUAGCUGGCAAGUGCUUUCUGUAUUUAAAUAUUGUAAAAAGAAAAUAAGUUAUAACUGUUAUAAAGCAGAACUUGCGUUGCAUUUUUUUAAAUGUUGAAGUCACUUUGUAUGUUUGUUUGGUCAAUGUUUCCGCAGUAUUUAUUAAAACAUACUUUUGUUUUUCUUUCAAAUAAAAAAGUAACCAUGUCUUUGUCUAAAUAUGAUUUGUCCUUUAUUAUCUACUUCCUGGUUUAGCUGUUUGGUUUUGUUCUUUAAUGGAGAUGAUGAGAGCAUCCAGCCUCACGUUUUCUAAACUAGUAAGCUUUGGAAGUUUUUGAUUCUUCCUGGUGGUGGAAGUUUCUUGGGCAAAAGCUAAAUCUGCGUAGGUAAGAGGUUUUUCAUAACAAUUUCAAAUCACAAGAAGAAAAUGGAGUAUUACCAGACUAAGUGGUUCGAUCAUAGAAAAAGAGCUACGAUACUGCAUAAGAUUAAAAAACAUGGAAAAAAAUUGUAAAUGAUAAAAGAUAUGGAACUCUUUAGUAAUAAGACAGUGUGAGGUAGUCUCAGGUCACACGUUUAAUUCUGCUUAUGAGCUGUGUUUGCUUUCUUGCCCUUUGUCCCCCAACCCAUCCCUCACUUCCAGCCUCAGUCCCUAACCCAGCCAUCCACCUUGGAUUGCAUGUUUUUGUUCAGAGGUCAGUAGGGUAGAUGACCCAGGACCUAGCUAUUAACAACAAUUACAGGGAAGGGGGGGAAAGAGGACAAGAAAAACUACCCUUGUUGAUGGCAGCAUCUCUAAAUAACACAGGGAGACAAUAUGAGCUUCUCCAGGGGCUUGAAAGAUGUAAGCAUGGAAUAGCAUGGAACCAAGAGUGGCCUGGGUCCCCAUAAAUCUAGUUGGUUCAAAGUCUUUAGCUAAAACUCUCUAUAUAAACAUCCAAAGAUAUUCCAUGUAGGACUUCAAAACUCAGCUUUCUGUACAGCUGAGUCACUUCAUAUGAAAACUGCAUCCUUGUGGCUUUUUAAAAAAUGGCUUUAGCAAUCUUUGGGGUAUAGUUCCUUGGAAAUAAUUCUCAGAAGCACCAACCAAGGGGAAAACCAGAGGGGCUGGCAUGAAUGAAUGAAUGAAAGAGGAUUGACAUAAUAGGAUGGCCUUAGAAAAAAGAUUUAAAAAGAAUUACCAAAAAUGUAACUCAUUCUUGGCAGUAAGCAGUAAAGGAAAUAAAAGUACUUUCCUAAUCCUUGGUGUUGAGUAACUUCUAGGCUUAAUAUCUAAAUCAGGCUUGUGAGAAACUUGUUUCUCAACAUCGACUGGCACAGAAAAAAAAAAGAAAGGAAGAAAGAAAGAAAAA